Capsella rubella is the source of this 2013-nucleotide messenger RNA. Its product is annotated as amino acid transporter AVT1A. Gene Ontology annotation, cellular component: plasma membrane. Lineage: Eukaryota; Viridiplantae; Streptophyta; Magnoliopsida; Brassicales; Brassicaceae. Bases 235 to 1851 code for a protein of 538 amino acids. The transcript is spliced from 11 exons. The record is from RefSeq and is a predicted model, not a curated record.
UAAAAAGAAAAAAACGGACAAUUGUGCUCAGACGUCUCGAAAACUCAGCCUUCGUUAUUGGUCUCUUUCGCCACCUCUCUGCAGACUUCUCGAACCCACUCACUCUGUUUCCAAAAACUUCAAUCAAAUAUAUUAUAUUUUUUUUCCCCUUUUCUGUGAGAUUUAUAUCCUCUUGGGUUCUUGAUACUACUCUCGCUAGAUCGAUUACUCGGUGGGGAGGUUCGUUUCAAGAAAAUGGAAGAGAAUAACAAGGAUAAGGAGAAAAAAUCCGUGUUUACGUUCGAAGACGAUGAAGAUAACGAAGAUCUAGAAGGGAGCAGUAAGUACGAGAACGACAGUGAAACUGAUCAGAGCGAUCUCGGAGAUCUUCCUGGCGAUGCUGAUCGUGACGACGACAACGAUGAACCUUUCAUUUCUCAGGUUCAAUGGCCUCAGAGCUUUCGGGAAACGACUGAUUCAUAUACGAUUGCUGCAUCACCGAUCUUCGGGUCUCUGAGGAGUAAUCCCAGUUUCUAUAGAGCGAGCAGAAGUAAUUUAGGAGGAAGUCAUUUAGAUGUUGAAUCAAAAGCCCCUUUGCUCCCUGAGAGGAAUGAAGAAUCUGACAAAGCCUCAGCUACACAAUCAGUUUGGUCUCAUAAAGGCUCAUUUGCUGAAGAGUUACCCAUUGGUGGCUAUGGAUGCAGCUUCACUCAGACCAUUUUCAAUGCUAUUAACGUAAUGGCUGGAGUUGGACUUCUCUCAACACCUUAUACAGUGAAAGAAGCUGGUUGGGCAAGUAUGGUGAUUCUUCUCUUAUUUGCUGUUAUCUGUUGUUACACUGCUACUUUAAUGAAAGAAUGUUUCGAGAACAAAACUGGCAUUAUCACUUAUCCUGAUAUUGGAGAGGCAGCUUUUGGGAUUUAUGGUCGUAUUCUUAUCUGUGUGCUAUUGUACACAGAACUAUAUUCAUAUUGUGUUGAAUUCAUCAUUUUGGAAGGGGAUAACCUUACAGGGCUUUUCCCUGGUACAUCCUUGGAUUGGCUUGGGAUCCAUAUUGACUCUAAACAUUUAUUUGGAAUCUUUACUGCUCUCGUUGUUCUGCCAACUGUUUGGUUGAAAGAUCUCCGCAUCAUUUCCUACCUCUCAGCUGGUGGAGUUAUUGCAACCGUUCUAAUAGCAGUAAGCGUGUUUUUACUCGGUACAACGGGGGGAAUUGGGUUUCAUCACACCGGGCAGGCUGUGAAAUUGAAAGGGAUACCGUUUGCUAUUGGUAUUUACGGAUUUUGCUAUUCGGGCCAUUCUGUGUUCCCAAAUAUAUACCAAUCCAUGGCUGAUAAAACCAAAUUCAACAAAGCAGUGAUCACAGUUUUCAUUUUAUGUGUUUUGUUAUAUGGAGGAGUUGCAGUCAUGGGAUAUCUUAUGUUUGGUGAAGCCACCUUGUCUCAGAUUACACUAAACAUGCCACAGAACCAGUUUUUCUCAAAAGUGGCACAGUGGACAACGGUUGUCAGUCCUUUUACAAAGUACGCUCUCUUGAUGAAUCCACUUGCAAGGAGUAUAGAAGAACUAUUACCCCCAAGCAUGUCGGAGAACAUAUGGUGCUUUCUUCUUCUAAGAACAGCACUAGUUGCUUCCUCUGUUUGUUCUGCUUUCCUUAUCCCAUUUUUUGGUCUUGUGAUGGCUCUUAUAGGAUCUCUUCUCAGUAUACUCGUGGCAAUAGUAAUGCCAGCUCUUUGCUUCAUGAAGAUAAUGGGGAACAAAGCUACAAGAACACAGAUGAUUCUGAGUUCAACAAUUGUGGCCAUUGGGGUGGUCAGUGGAACCUUGGGGACGUACUCUUCGGUUGCAAAGAUCAUUAGGAACUAUCAAUGAAGAAACUCCGUGAAAUAUCCCCAUAGAUUUUCUAUCCUUUUCUUUGAGUUUACUUUUUUUUUUUUUGUUGAAGCUAAUAAGUCUCUGGUUAAGAUUAAUUUGGACUUAAAAGUUAAUAAAAACUAGUUUGCUUUCUCAUGAGUUGUUACGUUUGCUUUUGUA